Aspergillus ochraceoroseus IBT 24754 is the source of this 1653-nucleotide messenger RNA. Its product is annotated as putative hexokinase. Gene Ontology annotation, cellular component: mitochondrion; cytosol. Gene Ontology annotation, molecular function: fructokinase activity; glucokinase activity; D-glucose binding. The transcript has a single exon. NCBI's taxonomy places the organism in Eukaryota, Fungi, Ascomycota, Eurotiomycetes, Eurotiales, Aspergillaceae. The record is from RefSeq and is a predicted model, not a curated record. The coding region runs from base 1 to 1653 and encodes 550 amino acids. Gene Ontology annotation, biological process: glycolytic process; intracellular glucose homeostasis; glucose 6-phosphate metabolic process.
AUGUCAAGCCCUCUAGCAAAGGUCCUGCACAGGAUGCAGACCCUCUUCUCUAACAUCGUUGCCGCCCUGGAGGCAAUGCUGCUGUUUCCCUCCUUGUUCCGGGAUGCUUCUGAUGGGCAACGGAGGUCUUUCCAGGGAGAGUACUGGCGACGCCGCGGCCUGAAUGCCUUUGCGGAUGAGGUCGAUCGCCUCUUUACUGCCCCACUCUCUAUGCAAAACAUGAUCGCAAUGUCAGAGAAGAUCCGCGAACAGUUCACAACAUGUCUACAGUCCAGCCCGGUAUCUAUGUUGCCCUCGUAUAAUCAUGCCCUGCCGUCGGGAAAGGAGACCGGAACAUUCCUAGCCCUCGAUGUAGGAGGAUCAACCUUCCGAGUGGCCUUGAUUGAGCUGCGCGGGGAAGGUGACAUGGAAAUUCUCCGGGUAUCAUCUUCUCAAAUUGAUAACCAGGUGAAGCUGCUGGAGGGAACUAUGUUCUUUGACUGGAUGGCGGAGAAGAUCGAAGCAAUGCUGCGCGAGGUUGGCGCCAACUAUGGACGUGAAAUCACUCCGCUCUCUAUGGGUCUGUCUUGGUCGUUUCCUAUUGAACAAACCUCCAUCAGUAGUGGCCUGGUAAUCCAUAUGGGUAAGGGGUUCCUGUGCUCUAACGGGACUGUCGGACAAGAACUGGGAGACCUCAUUGUUCAAUCAUGCCGAAAGCGCAAUCUCAACGUGCAAGUGGACGCAAUCGUCAACGAUAGCUCCGCCACUUUGCUUUCCCGAGCGUACGUUGACCCUACGACCCGCAUGUCCUUAAUUCUGGGAACCGGAACCAAUGUGGCCAUCCAUUUCCCGGUCCAUGCAAUCGGAUUGACAAAGUUUGGCACGAGGCCGUCCGGAUGGUUCGAUUAUGCGAAGCACGUCAUUAUCAAUAGCGAGAUGAGCAUGUUCGGUGGGGGAGUACUGCCGAUGACUCGAUGGGACGAGACCCUCAACCGUACCCACCUGCGACCAGAUUACCAACCCUUGGAGUAUAUGAUCACCGGCCGGUAUCUUGGCGAAAUCAUCCGACUGAUUGUGGUCGAAGCCGUUGAGAACACCAAACUGUUUGGCGGAGAACUUCCACACUCCAUGCGCGACGCCUAUUCAUUCGACACCAGCAUCGUCGCCUUUAUCGAGGCGGAUACAUCGCCAUUGCUCUCGUCUUCUGCGGCUCUUCUCCAAAAGGAACACUCCUUCCUCAUCCCCCCGUCCCCAGACGACCUCAAAUUCCUGAAGCGGGUGUGCCAGACCGUUUCCAAACGCGCCGCCGGAUACCUGGCCACGGCAAUCCACAGCGUGUGGUGUCUUUGCAAUGACGCUGAAUUCUCCGAUGCUGCCCGCUUGGGCGUAUCACCAAACAAAGUUGUCGAAGAGCUUACCGUGACCGAGAGCGAGAGCAGCAACCCUCUAAGUUUGUCAAUUGCGUGCGACGGAAGCGUCAUCAACAAGUACCCUGGAUUCAGGGACCGUUGCCAGCAUUACCUCAACCAGUUGACCCAGGAAACCAACUCUACCCAAGCAUGCCUCCACGCAGACGACGAUCCUUGUGUCCGUUUGGAGCUUGCGCCGGAAAGCGCAAUCUUAGGCGCAGCCGUUGCAGUCGCAGUCGCAGUGAACGACAAGAAAGGGGAAUGA